AUGCGGAUAGGGUUUGGGGUAAGAUGGAGGGGAUGGAUCAAGUUAUGCAUUUCCUCAGUCAGAUUCUCUGUCCCGGUUAAUGGUAGCACGUGUGGUUUCUUUGGCAGCUCCAGGGGUCUCAGGCAAGGUGACCCCCUAUCCCCCAUGCUAUUCGUUCUAGUGAUGGAUGCUCCGAGUAAAAUGAUGGAUCGUGCGGCGGGCGGAGGCUUCUUGAGAGGAUUCUCAACUCCGAUCUGGGUGCUUAGUGCCGGAAGAGUCUCUCAUUUGCUAUUUGCGGAUGACACCCCAAAUUUUUGUGAUGCCGAUAUGGAUCAGUUGACCUACCUGAAGCAGGUCCUAUGUAAGGUGGGCUCUCUUCCCGCUACUUACCUGGAUCUCCCAUUGGGCGCUUUGCAUAAGGAUACUACGGUAUGGAAUCCAGUGAUCCAAAGAGUUGAAAAAAGAUUAGCAGGCCGGCAGAAACGGUACUUGUCAAAAGGCGGUAAGGAAGUGCUUAUUAAAAGCACUUUAUCGAGUAUGCCCACCUAUUACUUGUCCCUGUUGCAAGCUUCUGCGAGCAUCACAGAAACACUGGAGCGGCUUCAAAGGAAUUUUCUUUGGGAUGCGGCGGAUGGAACUAGGAAGUUUCAUCUAGUGAAUUGGCAGACUGUCACUUCCCCAAAGAAGUGGGGUGGACUUGGAGUAAAAGAUCUUAGGGGUGGGAGAUGGAAAGAGAAUCAGCUUUUGGAAUCACAGGUGGUGUGGAGAGGAUACUUUGAGGGUCUCUUUCCCCCACGUCUUCAGAGUUUCAAAUCAGAAGGAAUUGAUAGUCCAGCAUAUUCGGAAGGAGCAUGA
Messenger RNA from Nicotiana attenuata, 834 nucleotides. RefSeq lists its product as uncharacterized. The transcript is spliced from 3 exons. The coding region runs from base 1 to 834 and encodes 277 amino acids. NCBI's taxonomy places the organism in Eukaryota, Viridiplantae, Streptophyta, Magnoliopsida, Solanales, Solanaceae. The record is from RefSeq and is a predicted model, not a curated record.